CCCCUCUGUCCCCUCAGGCACCACUAAAUCCUCCCCCCCCACACCCCGUCCCCUCAGGGUCCCGCUAAAUCCUUUCAUUCCCUCAGUGCUCUCAGGGUUCCCCCAUCCCCUUGGCACACAGCUGGGUGUCCCCAUCCCCUCAGGAUUCUACUAAAUCUCCCCGUCCCCUCGUGAUCCCACUAAAUUCCUCCAUCCCCUCAAUACCCACCUGGGUACCACAUCCCCUCAGAUCCCAGUAAAUCCUCCCAUUCCCUCAAUACCUGCCUGGGUUCCCCCCGUCCCCAAUCCAGUCAGAUCCCACUAAAUCCUCCCCUCCCCAUAGCACCCAACUGGGUCCCCCAUUCCCUCAGAUCCCAUUAAAUCCCUAGUCCCACUUGGUGCCCCAGGACCCAUUUCCCCUUGGAAGGGGGAAUUUCCCAAGGGGAAUUUCAGCAGGGCUGCCCUGCAACCCUUGGCCAGGCACCAUGUUCUACGUCCAUUUGCUCAUCAACAAGCGGGGGCCGCUGGCCAAAAUCUGGCUGGCUGCCCACUGGGAGAAGAAGCUCACCAAGGCACACAUCUUUGAGUGCAAUUUAGAGGACACUGUGCAAAAGAUCAUCUCCCCAAAGUUUGCUAUAGCUCUGCGAACCUCUGGACACUUACUCCUGGGAGUGGUGCGGAUUUACCACAGGAAAGCCAAGUACCUCUUGGCAGACUGCAGUGAAGCUCUGACCAAGAUGAAGUCAGCCUUUCGCCCAGGGCUUCUUGACCUUCCAGAAGAGAACUUUGAGGCUGCUUAUCAGUCCAUUACAUUACCUGAAGAAUUUCAUGAUUUUGAAACACCACUACCAGAUGUAAAUGCCAUUGAUGUUGCUGAACAUUUCACCUUGAAUCAGAGCAGAGCUGAAGACAUCACACUUACAGAGGAUUAUGAAAGCAACAUAUCUCUCUGUGUCAGAAACUUUGAGGAAGAAGCAGAUGCACUGAGGAGACAAAGCUUCUUUGAGGGCAGCUUCCUGACGAGCAGCAACAGUCUGGUGGCUGAUCACAACUCGGCCAGUGCCAGUGGAGACAAGUCUGUGCUGCAUGAAGAUGUGUUCUGCUUCCAGCAUGACUGUUUUGGAGAUGAGGAAGAUGCUGCAGAUAUGAUUGAAAUCCUGUUGAGGGAUGAGCAAAAUGGCCUAGAUAAAGAUAUUCUGGAUAUAGAGGAAGCACGUCCUUUGUCACCAGAUCUGCCAGAGAACAGCACAACCAUUGAGUCCAACUGUGCAGACACCACCAUGAAGGAUGUAAGUCACACAAUGAAUGAGACAUUCCUUUUGUUCCAAGAAGAAGGAUUUGUGCUUGAGCCAAUCGAUGACACAGCUGUGACCUCGAGGAAAAAAAACAAAAGAAAAAGGAAGUUGCUGGUGGAUGUGCAGAAGGAGCUGAGCUGCAGUGCCAUUUACAACCAGCUCACCAACUGCACAGACACCCUGGCCACGCUGGACCUUGCUCCCCCAACCAAGAAAACGAUGAUGUGGAAGGAGUGGGGAGGUGUGGAUAAACUCCUGUCCCACUCCACACAGCCUGUGGUUCAUGCUGACCUGCAAAAGUUGUUUGAAAAAUGCUUCAAGAGUGUCAGAUUUAAGAUGAGAGGAGGUGGAGUACAGAGGGUCUCUGAAAUGGAAGAAAUGCGAAAAGAGCAAGAUACCACAGGGAUGCUGCCAGUAGAAGAGCCAAGUUACCUGCAGGAGUCAGCUCAUUCUGAGACUGAGAGAAAUAUUAGAAAUGACUCCUUUAUGGUUAUUCCACCACAGAAUGCCAGAAAUGAAACCAAUGGGAACUGUGAUGAAACUAUACUGGAUGGAGCAGCUUUCUCCGAGAGCUCAAAAACUUCCUUGGGCCAGGAAGCUGAAGAACAGCAGGUGGAGGUGCCAAAGGAGCAAAAAAGGAUCAAGAAAAACAGUGAAGAAAUAAACUGGAGCAAAAGAACUCUUCAGUUACACAAAACUUUACAGCAACUGAGGAGAUCAGGCUCGUGCUCCUUCAGUUUUCGGGAGCUCUGUCGGAACAACAACCGGAAAGAAGCCGCAGCCAAGUUUUACAUCUUCCUGGUCCUGAAGAAGCAGCUGGUCCUGGAGCUGCGGCAGCGCGAGCCCUUCGCUGACCUCACGGCCACGGCCGGGCCCAUGUUUGACAGAAUCAUCAGCUCAUCAACACACACCUGAAGUUGCAUCUUCUCAGCAAAUAGUUUUCCUGGGAAAAGGGUUGAGUGCCUUGUCCAACCAUGGGAGCUGAGCAGAGCUCCCUGACAUUUACACCAGGCAGCAGUGGCCUGUGCAGGUGUGCUGCCCCAGGUGUUCACUGCUGGGCUUAUCUUUAAUAUUUAUGGUUAUACGAUGAGUUAUAGGAUGGUUAUAUGAUAGGUUAAGAAAAUACCACUAAAAUAUAUAUUCUACAUAGGAGAUUUACAUUGUUGGGGAUUUUAUGGGAGUCCUUAAAGGAAUUUUAUAAAAGUCCUUGAAGGGAUUUUAUAGAAGUCCUUCAAAACCUUUCUCACAGACCACCUUUGGAGAUUAAAUUGUUUUUGUCGAGGCUUGUGUCUGUUAAUCCUCUCACACCAUCAGUAAGAGACAUCUGUUAACUCUCCUUAGCAAAAAAAUUAGUCUACUUAAAAUUAUUCCUUUCAAAGAAUGUUCAGUAUUUGAUAUUUUAAGAUCUAGAAAGGUCCUGUUUCCAGUGCUGCUUUUGUGUCUCCAGGCAGACAGAGGUUACACUGGCCCUAGAGGUGUCCAUAAGCUUCAGGAAGAAAUUCUAUUAUCUAGAAGUCCUGCAAUUUCAGAUUUCAGAGAUAGUUUACUUACUAGCACCUUUAUUCAUGUGUAGAUUUACUUAAAAAUUGAUGUUAACUGAAAUAUUACUAGUUCCUUGUAUUUUUGUCUAAUUUAAGAUAAAUUCUACCCCUUUUACUGUCAUUUUCUGAAGCUCUUGGUUUCCAGUUGCCCCCAACAGGCACCAGAGGAGUGGUUUUGCCCCCACUCAGGUGCUCUGGUGCUGUGGGGACACUGCUCUCCCUUCAUGUGGAAUCAAUAAAAAUUAGAUGUUUCCUUCA
This is a messenger RNA of Neopelma chrysocephalum (saffron-crested tyrant-manakin), 3073 nucleotides long. It is a transcript of the gene RAD21L1, whose product is annotated as RAD21 cohesin complex component like 1. NCBI's taxonomy places the organism in Eukaryota, Metazoa, Chordata, Aves, Passeriformes, Pipridae. Gene Ontology annotation, biological process: synaptonemal complex assembly; replication-born double-strand break repair via sister chromatid exchange; mitotic sister chromatid cohesion. The record is from RefSeq and is a predicted model, not a curated record. Gene Ontology annotation, molecular function: chromatin binding; protein binding. The transcript has 13 exons. Gene Ontology annotation, cellular component: synaptonemal complex; cohesin complex. The coding region runs from base 465 to 2189 and encodes 574 amino acids.